AGAGCAGGGGCAGGUUUGAAGUGAAGACUGUCUCUGCUGUCAAUGCAACACUGGAGCUUUCACUGUGAGGACUACUGUGUGCCACCUGAAGCAAAAUGAAGCGGAGCCAUAAUUACAGUUCAUCUGACAGCGACCUGGACGACAAUGUCGAGAUUGAGAAGGAUAGUUGCGACGAAAAUGGGUGCGUUUUUAUAUCAUGAUGUUUUUAGGAGCUUAAAGUAGCUAUGUACUUACAGCUGAAACAAAAUCAGAUAUUCUAAGUCGUGUUUUGCCUUUGUUAAUCUAUUUUUCUUUAAAUAAAAAAAAUAAUUUCCUCACCCUUUAGUCAACUGGAUUCCCACGGCUCGAUGUCUCCCCCCACAACAACCCAAGUCCAAGCCAGAAAAAGGCGCAGAGGGGUAAGAAAACUUCUGGUCCCUGCUGCUGCUUUAUCUUCUUCUUGCUUCCCCGCCACCUAUAGCCUAAAUUUCUCUCCAUUUGUUACCCAUUUAUAGAUUAUUGAGAAACGGAGACGAGACAGGAUCAAUAAUAGUCUCUCGGAGUUGAGGAGAUUGGUGCCAAGUGCGUUUGAGAAACAGGUAAAUUGAUCAUACUUCCAACCUCUCCUUGGAGAUAGUCUCUCUUUUUCCAUUCAUAUUUUUCUCCUCUAGAAAGACUCUUGAUUGUAUGCUGAUAUUAUUCUUUGUCUAUUUCUUUUUAGGGAUCGGCUAAAUUGGAAAAGGCAGAAAUAUUGCAAAUGACAGUUGACCAUCUGAAAAUGCUUCAUGCAUCUGGUGGAAAAGGUAACAAAUCCUUCCUUUGGCUUCAGAUAGUAAAUAAAAUAUGCAAUCACUUAAAUCAGAAUGACAUUAUAGGGAUCAGUUCCAUUUCUGACUGUCUGACUGGGCUUCCUGACAGGUUUGUUCGAGGCUCAUGCUCUUGCCAAGGAUUACCGCAGCCUUGGAUUCAGGGAGUGCCUGGCAGAGACGGCUCGCUACUUGAGCAUCAUAGAGGGUCGAGAAAGUACAGACCCUCUCCGAGUACGUCUGGUGUCCCACCUCAGCAACUAUGCUUCCCAGAGGGAGGUGCAUGGACUGGAACACUUAGCCUGGGGCUCUGCCUAUGGGACACCCCCAGCCCACCUCCCACACCCACUUCUCCUCCAGCAUCCACAGGCAAGGACACCUGCAUCCAGGAACACCAGUAAUCCACCCUCCUCUUCCUCCUCCCCCUCCACCUCUUCUUCUUCUUCUUCUUCCUCUUCUCCCUCCACCUCCUCCUCUGCCACAGAUGCGUCAGGGACAUCCAGACUCAGUGUGAUGCCCCCCACAGAGUCCCUCAGGGUGCCCCCAAGCAGCUCGUUGGCUCUAAGUCUGCCUUUGCCAACAUCUAAGCUCUCUCCCCCUCUCCUUUCGUCACUGUCCUCGCUGUCAGCCUUUCCCCUGUCCUUUGGUGCCUUCCCUCUGGUCUCCCCGACAGCUCUUGGCACGGUGAGCCCCUCCUCCACCCUGAUGAAGCCUUACAGGCCAUGGGGAACAGAGAUUGGGGCGUUUUGAAGCUUACGACUGGACUGAAGGCAACAGCUGAGCUGUGCCAGGCAGGAUAACCUGCCUCCUCUUUUGAAUAGCAAUAAAAACAGGAACAAAGCAAGUUGAUUUUAUUUUAUUUUAUUGAGGAUGGAGAAAAAGAGGUGCUGGUCAGUGUGUCAUCCCUCCUAUAAAGAAGAUGAAUUCCUAAUGACUGAUGUUAUUCAUUGAAACUGAUUACUAAUCUAGAUGAAGUGCACUGUUUCUGCAUUGAGAACUGAUUGUGAAACAUGGGCCAGAAUAGAUUUCCUGUGAACACAAAUGUAGAGGUAUUAUUUCCUAGACCACUCACUGACGCUUCUGCAUUUGUUAAGCCUGGAUAUCUAUUAAAAAAGUAGAGUUACUGAACCUGGACUCCUUAUUUAGAGGUUUAAGAACCCAUGGAAAAACGACGCAUAUUAUCUGUGCCGUUUUCUGAGAGCCAAUUCUGCUGAAUCUAAAACUUGUACUCUUUUGUCAGUUUGUAAUAUUUUUGUAUCAAUAAAAUGAGUUUAAGUACAAAAAUUAUUUGAUCCAGAGUGUCUUCUCCUUUGCACUAAUCAUGAGAAAAAUUUGGAGGUUUUUAUGGUAUCAUUGUACUGGUUCAGACUAUAUCAACCCAGAUGACAUUUAGUCUGCAGGUCCAUUUCUGCUGCAUUCCCAGAGAAGUUAAUUAUGACCUAAUAAGACCCAGUUAUUGACUGAAAGGCAAUUCCUCUGCUGUGUGCCAGGUAAGUAACCAGAUCUGGGAGCAUUGUUGCCCUUAUGAAUACCCAGGAAAUCAUUAAGAGCUAGAGGAAAUCCUUUACAAUGUUGGCCUGACCUCACCAACCUGGGUUGGUCUGUGGUGGAGACAAUACUGUGAACAGGAUAAGGACAUUGGAGGAAAGCAGUUAAAAAAGCUACAACAACACACAAACAGCUGAACCAAUAAAUCACUGUUUGGCUGCAGUUGGAGUUGUAGAUUUUUCUUAAAGGCUUUAAUGCAUUACUUUCUAUUUUUUAAUCUAUUCUGACCCUUUUAGGCUUUAAGGAAGGGCAAUUGCUGCUUGUGAUUUGCUUCUUGAGGGCUUAAGUCAUAUGCUAUUAAUAAUAUAUUAGACAUUAUGUCCCUAAGUGCUGGUAAAUUACCUCAACCUUUCUCUGUGUGAAUAGAAAGUGCUUUAAGAUAAUAAUAAAACGAACAUGUUUCCCAUAAAAGAUUUGACAUGUAUAAACAAAAAUGCAGACAUGUUUCUGUUUUCGUACAACUUACUGUGCAUACAUUUGGCUUAUAGUGAACUUUUGCCCUGCUUUCUGUUUGGUUUCUAAAGCUCUAAAAGAUCUGACACUACCACCUAGUGGACAAACUUAGUCUCUUACAGGCCAGAUGGUUGAUAAUAGUCUCAUUAUCUUUGCUCAAUCAAACCUUCAGUGUAAGAUGCAAAUAAUCAUCACUAUGAUAACCAAACAGUGAAGAGUGAUGACAAAUAAACCGGAAGACGACUGUGAUUCUCAGGAUGUGUAGAUAACUGGUUCUUUUAUUUGGCAGUUUACAUUUUCCCUCCACUUUUAGCACAGAAAAGUAUUAGAUGGUGCAUGCCAUAUGUUCACAGAAUCCCAAACCUUUAUUCAGCAAAGCUUUCACAGAGAAAUAUAUGAAGGGAGAAACACAAGCAGCAGAGGAUGCAGGCAGAUAUCAGUGAUACUGAAUAUUAAAAAGAGACUAGUUCAGUGUGCUGAAUGUAAAGCAUCCUGCAUCCAUUCCCCAUCUCACCCCCUUAAAGAGAGCAGAGGCUAGUGAUGCCUUGUGGUUAAAUCCACAAUCACACACACCCACGCAGACGCAUGUUACGUUUGCACUAGCGAUAUCAAGGUGGGAGCAACAGCAGGUACCAGUACGGUGUCAUAACAUUCAAGAGAUUGAUCCCCUAAUACUGUGUGGAGCAAUGAUUUGGCUAAAGAUCUCUUCAUUGAGAAAUAAAGUUUUCAGAGUAAAAGGGGAUCUGUAAGUGUAGAAACAGUUGCUCCCGUUGGCCAAAGACAUUCUUAGUAACAAUAAAGCACCUAUCAAGUUUUUAGUCAAGCUCGUUUAAAGAGGAAGUGGACGCUUUAUGAAACUGUGUUGUGUUUCCAUUUUUGGCAUAUUCUCGAAAUCCAAGCGUGCGUGUUGAAAAGAGUAUGCGUGCGUGAGGAAAAUACAGAUGGGAUACGUUGCUAUCUUGAAGGUACCGCAGUCUAGGUAUACACCAAUCGUAAUUCUUCGCAAAGACACAGAAACAUCAUCAUCAUCAUCAUCAUCAUUAUCGUCAUGACAUCAUCAGGAAACACUGCAAAAUGUCAGUCAACAGCCAACUCACAACACAGAGUUCUUUCACAAAAAAAUGGUUGUAGAGUCAAAAUUUCAAGAACUGAAACAUUUAUCAAUCACAAACAAAAUGUUUGAAAUCAUACAGAGCAGUACAGAGAGUACCUCACCUACCACCAUAGAUAGAUAGAUAGAUAGAUAGAUAGAUAGAUAGAUAGAUAGAUAGAUAGAUAGAUAGAUAGAUAGAUAGAUAGAUAGAUUUUAAGAAAAGAGUAUUUACAAAAUAAAAGCCAUAUAAUUUUCUCUAAAAUGAACAAAUCCAUUCAACUCUCAAGAUGAGUGUAACUGAUGCUUGUAUCCACUGAUAAUACUGAUAGUAGUGAGUACUGGUGGUGUGGUGUGGUGUUUUGUGAUGUGAUGGUGAGGUCCUUCAAACCUCUUCGCUGCCAAGGGGCGGGUGUUGGUACUGAGGAGGGUGAGGGUGGGACAAGGGGGGGAGGGGUUGGGGCUUGUCGGAGAACGUUGAUGGACCAUGAAAGUCAGGGCUUGUGUGGGGUUCAUGCUGUCAGCUCUUCUCUCAGCUCCUUGUUCUUGCGCACCAAAGCUGCGUGUCUCUCCU
Molecule: messenger RNA, 4450 nt
Organism: Xyrichtys novacula (pearly razorfish)
Lineage: Eukaryota; Metazoa; Chordata; Actinopteri; Labriformes; Labridae
Source: the annotation of a GenBank genome assembly